Messenger RNA from Hyla sarda, 1729 nucleotides. It is a transcript of the gene ENTR1, whose product is annotated as endosome associated trafficking regulator 1. The record is from RefSeq and is a predicted model, not a curated record. The coding region runs from base 27 to 1388 and encodes 453 amino acids. The transcript is spliced from 8 exons. Gene Ontology annotation, cellular component: early endosome; ciliary basal body; centrosome. Gene Ontology annotation, biological process: positive regulation of cilium assembly; positive regulation of protein localization to cilium; regulation of cytokinesis. NCBI's taxonomy places the organism in Eukaryota, Metazoa, Chordata, Amphibia, Anura, Hylidae.
UCCCGACCCACGACCGGUUCCUCGCCAUGUUCGCCGCCAUCUUUACACUCUCACCCCUGACCUCCCCGGGACCUGAGACAGGCGGCUUACUUCCCACUUCCGGUCCAGAGUCAGACGUCACUUCCUGGGCGGAGUCCGGUGGCCGGGGUCCUGAGUGUGUGCUGCAUGUGCGGCGGCGCCCUGUGACUCUCUGCUGCCCCCUGCCGCCUGUCAUCCUGCAGUUCCGAUGUUUGCCGCAUCUGUCCCGGGGUGCACAGUGUGAUUACGGCCAUGGCGUGCCCUCUGACCCCUGCUGCCCUGUAGGUGCCCCCGGGCUACUCUUCUCUGCCAUGUCAGGAUUCAACAGGCAGCACCCCGGGAAGAAAGGGAAGACGCUGAUCAUCCAGGAUGACAGUGACGCUGAGAAUCCGGAUGAAGGUAACCCGUUUUCUUUCAAGGAGUUUGUGAGAAGCAAAAACUUCACGUUGCCUGCAGGAAGAAACUGUGACGGGGAUUUCUCCAUUGAAUCCCAACAUGGUACCACUGUCCUCCCUGAGCCCCGGGACAAGUUUGCCUUGAGUUCUAAGUACCAGGACACAUUUUUUAAGGACCCCACAGUGGAUGAGGAUCUCCUGGAGGAGGAGGAGGAGGAUUAUGAAGAGGAGGAGGAGGAGGAGGACUGGAGUGGAAGCUAUCACCCAUCAGUUGUAGAGCAGACCCUUAAUGCCAGCACGUCUCCUGACAGUAUAUACCAUGAGUCUUAUGUAUACAGUGACGUCUCAAGGGACCAGUUUACGACACUGCAUCUCCCUGGAGGAACCGCUCCUGAUGCUGAUGGUUACCCCAUUCCAGAGCCGGCCACCUCAACUACCAAAAACCCUGCCAAUUGUGUGCUGCCCAAGAACAAGCAGAUGACCCACGAGGAGGUCCUGGAAGAAAAUAAUUGUCUGAAAAGAAAAAUUGAAGAACUUCGGAAACUUAAUGAAUCGCAGGGAGAAAAGGUUAAACAUUUUGAGCAAAAACUGGAAAAAAAAAUUCUGGAGGAGCAGAAGGAAGCACAAGACCUGGAGUCCAUGGUGCAACAAGUGGAGGCCAACCUGCAGAUGAUGACGAAAAGAGCCGCAAAAGCUGAGAGCAACGUGACCAAACUGAGGCAGGAAGUCACUCUACUCCAGAUCCAGCUUAAUACUUUCAAAGCGGAGAAUGAAGCCUUGCGGCGGGGGGAGACGGCCGGAAUGAUCGCAGUGAAACAAAAUGCCGGCUUAGCUCUGGAGAACCUGCACAAGGCAGUGAGCGGAGCGCAGGCUUCCAUCAAGCAGCUGUUGUCCGGUGGGGAGGCUUUGAACCUUGUCGCUGAACUGCUGAGAUCCAUUGACAGAAUAGCAGAAGUCCACGAUGAUGGUUCAUAAUGACGACCACUACCUUAUGGAACUGGGAAAAAUACAGAAAACUCUCCGCCAUGACAGGUGUGUGCGCAUCCAUGCAUGGACUGAAGAAAAGAAAUAUCCAACUAAAUGGCUGCUCGGCUUUAUUCAGUAUUCUGGACUCUAAUAUAUCCUUUAGGGGUUGCCUUUAUAUAGAAUAUAGAUUUUUAAUUUUUUCAGAAACAGCGCCAUCCUUGUCUACAGGCUGCAUCCGGUAUUGCAGAUUUAAGAAAAUAGAGCUCAGCUGCAAUAGCAGAUACAGCGUAGGGACAGUGUCAUGGUUCUGUAUAAUAAAGCAGACCCCCUUAGUCUAAUCUUAGACCACC